AUGUCUUUUGUAACCCUGAGCAACACCACCAUUGAAUCCGGCAAGCUUUACUCUGACUUUAUUGCUUUCCUUUACGGUCCUCCUUUGAGCGACAAUGACUUUAUGCUGUGGGUAUUGCAGCACUACGCCACCAGCCUUUUUUGUGCCACUGACGCUUCUACUGAAGUUGUCUUGCUGUCGCUAAUUUUUGCACAGCGUUAUCUCGCUGCUGCUGCCGCUGCUGCUGCUUCUGGUACGUCUGUUAGAAGUGUUCGCCCGUUACCCAGCACCACCGAAGAACAUUACUUGCUUGCAACGGUGUCAUGUCGCUUGGCCUUUAAGUGGCAUGAUGACCGCCAUAUGUGGUGGAGUGAAGUGGAUUGGGACCUUGCAUCUGGUUUGGCUGACGAUGUCAUUGACAAGUUUGAGUGGGACUUCGUCAAGGCGAUCAACUACGAGCUUUUCGUAUCGGAAGCUGAUUUCAACACCUUUGCUUCCACAGUGGAGAUGAUUGUUGUUCCUCCUCCUUCUCCUCCUUCUCCUCAACCACAGCAACAACAAGAUCCACUCGACUUCAUUGCUUCGUCAUCACCACCACUUGUCCCCGUGAAGCUCGAGCCACCAUCACCAAUGCCAACUAUCAAGCUCGAGCCUGAGUCACCCCGUUUCCUCCCUUAUGUUCACGUAAAGGUCGAGGAAUUGGAUGACUCGAGUGCCUUGCUCGCUUCAAUGGCUGCUCACGAGGAUUACUUGCGCUCGGUGAGCAUGCCAGUUGCCACCCCCACACCCAACAUCACCCACAACGACAUUACACGGUUUUCUGUGUAA
Lichtheimia ornata is the source of this 807-nucleotide messenger RNA. RefSeq lists its product as uncharacterized. NCBI's taxonomy places the organism in Eukaryota, Fungi, Mucoromycota, Mucoromycetes, Mucorales, Lichtheimiaceae. Gene Ontology annotation, molecular function: protein kinase binding; cyclin-dependent protein serine/threonine kinase regulator activity. The record is from RefSeq and is a predicted model, not a curated record. The transcript has 3 exons. Gene Ontology annotation, biological process: regulation of cyclin-dependent protein serine/threonine kinase activity. Bases 1 to 807 code for a protein of 268 amino acids. Gene Ontology annotation, cellular component: nucleus; cyclin-dependent protein kinase holoenzyme complex.